Messenger RNA from Rhagoletis pomonella (apple maggot), 2723 nucleotides. It is a transcript of the gene alph, whose product is annotated as protein phosphatase 1B. Gene Ontology annotation, biological process: protein dephosphorylation; negative regulation of stress-activated MAPK cascade. The transcript has 6 exons. NCBI's taxonomy places the organism in Eukaryota, Metazoa, Arthropoda, Insecta, Diptera, Tephritidae. Gene Ontology annotation, cellular component: nucleus; cytosol. The record is from RefSeq and is a predicted model, not a curated record. Gene Ontology annotation, molecular function: manganese ion binding; magnesium ion binding; protein serine/threonine phosphatase activity. Bases 450 to 1565 code for a protein of 371 amino acids.
UGCAUUCGCUACUUAUUCUCAUUCACUCGUUCGUUAAUCUUUUGCCGUGGUCGCGUUUUCGCAUGUAUUUUAUAUUUUAAAUGAAAUUGUUGGCAAAAGGUCACUGAAAACAGCAAAAAAAUAGUAGAGAACGGCUUACCAUGUUGCAAAGCAUUUAUUGCUUGUGCAUUGUACUUUAGAAACGUAAUAACAAAAAGGACGUAGUUUUUGGUCGUUGACGAAGCCAUUUGGUGCGUUUUACUGUUGAGACAGUUGCAAAUUAAAAGAUUCGCUCAACGAUCUAAAAAAUAAAAGCAAAAUUUGUCAGAAACCAACAAAACUAAUUUAAAAUCGGCCGAAGCUAUACAUGCGAAACUAAUUUACCGGAUAACUAACCGUGCGAUUGAUCCACCGAACGCCUCAGUUACUUUGCUCCCCGCGCACCAUUUAACACAGUAUGCACAAAAGUGAUGGGCGGUUUCCUGGAUAAGCCGAAAACAACUAAACAUAACGAUCAUGGCGAAGGCAAUAAACUCCUAUUUGGAGUUAGUUCAAUGCAAGGAUGGCGAUGCGAAAUGGAGGACGCAUACUACGCGCGUGCCGGUCUCGGAAGCGGUCUUGAAGAUUGGAGCUUCUUCGCCGUCUUUGAUGGACAUGCCGGUUGUAAAGUGUCUGAGCAUUGUGCCUCGCAUCUGCUUGAUAGUAUCGUUAGCACAGAUGAAUUUAAGAAUGGCGACCACGUGAAGGGCAUUCGGACCGGAUUUCUGCAUAUCGAUGAAGUGAUGCGAGAGUUGCCCGAAUUGACACAGGACGCUGAGAAAUGUGGCGGAACGACUGCAGUAUGUGCGUUUGUAUCGCCAACACAAGUUUAUAUUGCGAAUUGCGGCGAUUCGCGAGCAGUUCUAUGUAGACAGGGUGUACCUGUGUUUGCUACACAAGAUCACAAGCCCAUUUUACCCGAAGAAAAGUUGCGCAUACAUAAUGCAGGUGGAAGUGUUAUGAUUAAACGGGUCAACGGUACAUUGGCGGUUUCAAGGGCGCUCGGCGAUUAUGAUUUUAAAAAUGUAAAAGAAAAGGGACAAUGCGAACAACUAGUGUCUCCGGAACCUGAGAUCUUUUGCCAAAGUAGACAAGAUACAGAUGAGUUUUUAGUUUUAGCUUGUGACGGUAUAUGGGAUGUAAUGACUAAUGAAGAUGUAUGCAGUUUUGUCCAUUCGAGACUGAGAGUAACUAAUGAUUUAGUGAAUAUAGCAAAUCAAGUCGUUGAUACCUGCUUGCACAAGGGCAGCCGAGACAAUAUGAGCAUAAUAAUAAUCGCUUUCCCCGGGGCACCCAAACCAGCUGAUGAAGCUAUUGAGGCAGAAAAGCGAUUGGAGAAGCACAUCGAGAAACUGACAAGAGAUGAGAUAGAAUGCAAUGAAAUAACGCAGUACUUUGAUUUAUUGCAAGCACUGCAGAAUAAGGAUAUUGAGGGUCUUCCUCCUGGUGGCGGCUUACAGUCAAAAUAUGCAGUCAUCGAGCGAACGUUCAAAGAGAUAUACCCGGAUCAGGAAUGUGAAUUUUAUGAAUAUUAUGAAAUGGUUUAAAUUAUUCUGCAAAAAUAUGCGUUUGAAAAAUAUUGCUCAAUUCAAUUUUAAUGUUUAACCAACACAAGGUGCAGUUUUCAUUUCUAAUGGGUUGCGAAUAUAUCAGGGGCAAAAAAAUUAACCGCGAAGAAAUGAAUAAGAGUGGUGGCAUGAAUUCGUGAAUACAUGAAUGAGUGGAUAUUUGACUUUUUUGGACUUUCUUCUACGCAUUGUUAACUAUUAAUACAGAAUGUGAAUAACUAAAUCCAUAUUAUUGUCUUUUGGUGGCUUAAACUUGGGGCAAUUUUUCUUUGUGUUGGUAUAUUUUACUUGAUUUGCAUGCUGUUAUGGUCCGUAGAAGUGUCCGACCGAACUCGCGUUUUUGGCCGAAACCGAACCCGAACCGAACACUGGGCUUUUUUUCUUGAAGUUCGGCCGAAACUUUUUAGAGUAGAAAUUACAUAUGCAAUUAUAUAACGCAAAAUAAGUAAUUAAAAGCACUUCUGUUAUUUUAUUGUAAAUUAUCCGUUAUUGCUUCUCAAAAACUCGCAAUCAGUUUCACACGGCAACACUCGAUUAGUUUGACAGCACUUGCAACAGAAAUAAAAAUUGCUAGUGCAGCACGAGCACGUUGAAAUGUAUUUUCAAAAUCGUUUCUUGCAGUCACAUUUUGGAUUUUUUAUUUCUGAAACUGAUUUGCGAAAUGUGACAGAAAGUUCUUUCUGGCCGUUAACACGUGGAAAUAGACUUUCCUUUUCAAUUUGACAUCGAAUUACAAAGCAAUUAUGAAAAUUUAACUUGCCAAAAGUUUUAUCGGGGCUUUAAAACUUCGGGAAGGAAAUGAAAUUAAAAGAACGACAAGAAGUAAGAAAGUUGCCACUAAAAAGCAAUAAAAUCAAAUUACAGAAACGCUACUGCUGCACUUGAAUUAAAAAAAUUAAAAAGUUUAUAAUUUAUAAACAUUUUCUUUACAACUUUUCGGCCAAAUUACUCGGCCAAUGUUUCCGAAACCGAACCUGAAUUUCAUGAUCGAACUGUUCGGUAAUCGAACCCGAACCCGAACGCUCGGUCGGACACUAGUCCGUAGUAAUAAUUCAAUUAAAUUUGUCUCGCAUUGAAAAAUGUAAAUAAACGGCUUAUAAACAUACUAUUUUGCAACCAUUCUGUUGUAUGACGAAC